ACAUAACCUCAAAUUUUUCACAUGGUUCUUUUACAAGUAAACAGUUUGCCAGGGUUUAUUUAAAAAUUAAAUAAAAUAAAGAUGGUUAAAGCUGCUAAAGCCCCUCUUGUGCUAAAGAGAAAAGCUAAAGUCCUAAAAAAGAAAUUACCUAAAUCCAAACUAAAGCAAAAAAAGGUAAAACCAGUAGUUCCAAAACCCGAUAACAGUGAUAGCGAAAUCGAAGAACUCUUGGACAAAAAUAAAGAUUCGGACGAAGAAAAUAGCCUGUUCGAAAAACGAGACGAUGCCUCGAGUUCGGAAGAAGAAUUAGACGAAGAAGCUCUAGAACAAAAGCACAAGCGUGACUUGGAAAAGUUGAAAAAAACCGAUCCAGAGUUUUACAAGUUUUUACAAGAAAACGACAAAAAACUCCUACAUUUUUCAGUAUCAGAUGAGGAAGCUGAACAAUCAGAAGCAGAAGAAACUGACGAAGAAGACAAGGUACACAAACCCGCUGACAAUUUGGAAGUAGCAAGUGAUGAAAGUGAUUUCGAAGACGAAGAAACCCCCCAAGACAACCGAGUGAUUACAUUAAAACUAAUCAAAAAAUGGCAAAACGAUAUUCAAACAGACAAAAGCAACAAAACAAUUACAGAACUGGCUCAAGCUUUCCAUGCGGCACUUCAAAGAAUAUCCAGCGAUGAAGAAAAAGACGAGGCGCCUGGACAUUUUAAAGUGGAAGGCUCGGCAGUUUUCAAUGCUGUUAUUCAAUUAUGUGUGAUGCACUUGGGACCAGCUAUAAGGAAGUUUUUGGGAUUGAAACCUGGCUCGAAACUACCUCCGCAUAAAUGUAAAAAAUUCAAUAAAAUCAAGAACACAUUGAAGAGUUAUUUUAAUGAUAUACUCAAGCUUCUAGUUGGCGUAACAUCUUCCAAUAUCCAAACAGUACUGCUGAAGCACCUGCACUACAUGUCUCCAAUGCUCAGUUCAUACACAAACAUAACAAAAUCGAUAUUAAAUAAAUUGAUACGGCUUUGGGGUACAGCCGAAGACUCCGUCAGAGUUUUAGCAUUCUUUUGCAUCUUGAGAAUAGUCAGGGAUCAAAUGCAAGGCACUCUUAGCACUUGUUUAAAAUCCAUGUACAUGACUUAUGUGAAAAAUUCUAAAUUUGUCAGCAUAAGUUCUUUGGCUUGCAUUAAUUUUAUGAAAAGGUCUUUGGUGGAAAUGUUUGCUUUAGAUUUAAACGUGGCUUAUUCUCAUGUGUUUUUAUACAUAAGACAGCUGGCUAUACAUUUGAGAAAUGCCAUAACAGUGAAUAAGACGGAAAAUAUUCAAGCUGUGUAUAAUUGGCAGUUUGUUAAUUCUUUGAGAUUGUGGGGGCUUUUAUUGGCUGUAACACAUACUAAACCUCAAAUGCAACAAUUGAUUUAUCCGUUUGUUCAAGUUUGCUUGGGUACCUUGAAGCUGGUACCUACUGCCCAAUAUUAUCCAUUACGGUUUCAUAUUGUACAAAUUUUGAUUGAUUUUACUAAAGAAACAGGAGUUUUUAUACCUGUUUUACCAUUUUUGUUAGAGGUGCUCAAUUCACAUGAUUUCAACAAAAAACACCAAAAAGUCUCAAUGAAGCCAAUACAUUUCACUUGCAUUUUAAGACUUUCAAAAUCUCAAAUGAUUGAAAAUGGUUUUAAGGAUGCUGUAAUUGAUUCAAUUUAUUCGCAAUUGUUGGAAUACCUUUCAAUUAUGUCGCACACUAUAAGUUUUCCUGAUUUGAGUUUAGUUUGUAUAAUGCAGCUGAAGCAAUUCCUCAAAAAAUGCAAAAUGGCUAAUCUAACCAGAAAGCUUAAGCAGGCUUUGGACAAAAUAGAGCAAAACGCUCAAUUUAUUGAAACCGAACGUUCCAAACUCACUUUAAAACUGACAGACUUGAAACAAAUCGAGGGCUGGGAAGCGCAAAUAAAAACCAAAGGAACACCUUUGAUAACCUAUUACGAAUCUUGGAGCAAAGUCAGAAACAUGAAGAAAAACAAGGAAAUUACAAAGAAUGAUGUUUUGGGCGAUUAUAGGUUACCAAAAUUGAAAAAACACGAGAAAAAGGUUGCUGAUGAAGGGCCAGUGGAGCUUUUCCCUAGCGAUUCUGAAGACGAUGAAACCGGGUUGGACAAGAAACGCACAAGGGGCAAAAGGGCUGGUAAAAAUGUUAAGAAAAGGCGUCAAGCUGUUGAAGAAGAAGGCGAAGAAAUGGAUGUUGAUGGUGAGGAUGUUGUUGAAGAUAUAGCAGCAGACGAUUGGUAGAGUUUAAUAAAAUAAUGUUUUACUUUAUUGUUGAUUUUUAUUUGACUUAUGAUAUUUCAUAUAGAGAU
Molecule: messenger RNA, 2339 nt
Organism: Ceutorhynchus assimilis (cabbage seed weevil)
Lineage: Eukaryota; Metazoa; Arthropoda; Insecta; Coleoptera; Curculionidae
Source: the annotation of a GenBank genome assembly